GCAACUAUCGUCAAGACUCAAGACAUCAUGACCCUCAACGUGGCCUGUUUUUUUUCAUUCUUUCAAUGCACAAUUCUUAUCCAUUGAGAGACAUACCCCUCUCAAUUGCACGAUGGAUAUGCGUCAUGACUAUGGGACCUUGUAGGCUUGGUAUUAAAUGAGUGCGAGUCCUGCUAUCGAGUCCAAAUCACUGAUGCCCACAUCCCAGUACAUUUAUGUUGGACUAGUAACGCUUUGGGUGUAUGACUACAUACUGUGCCUGCCUGACGCGGUGACUUUUAUCGUAAAGUCCCGAUGGGGGCUCAGCACAUACCUGUAUCUAACUUGCAGCCACUUGCCACUUGUCUUCAUGUUUUUGAAUAUGCUCGUGGUUUUUCGGCCUGAUUCCCCACUUCAUCUUUGCCGCUCUUAUAAUAUCGCCAAUACCUAUGUAGGGAUACUGACGAUGUUUUGUGCAGAGUGCAUCUUCGCACUCAGAGCAUAUGCAGUAUGGGAACGGGAGAAAUGGUUUGCAGUGGUGGAGGUCGUUUUCACCAUUGCUUAUUUAGUGCCGAUCACCUACUGCCUGCAAGAAUUUAACUUGUCAGUUCCAGAACCCUGCUAUAUCCCUGGCAUUACUGGAUAUCUGGAUAAGGAGACAAGCUCCAAAAUAUAUAUAGCAUUUGGCUUGCUGGCUAUCGCCGAGUUUCAAACAUUGUUGCUUCUGCUGUAUCGCGUCGUCCGAGGCCAUGGUAGCUUGGGGAUCGGCAACCGUCUCAUGCGUGGUCUCCUACAAGAUAAUCUACUGUACUGCGGUUGCGGCUUUGCCUUUUCUCUCAGCGUCAUUCUUGCUACAUUUUUUCUUCCGUUCCCAAUUGCACACCUGCUUGCAGAGUUUGUCCAUUCUCAGUUCGGAGGAGGUGAUGAUUCUUAUUCGGCACAGGUCUCAGGUUGUUUUUCAGGCCCUCAUGGUCACGCGAAUGCACAGGGAUUUCUGGAGAUCGGACCGUGAUUUUUGCGGCAUUGCCACAGAUGCCACUCUCACAGCGUGGAUGACAGGAACUCCAGAUUUAACGUGGCGGUAUUCUCCCUCCGCAUGAUUGUGCAGCUGGC
Molecule: messenger RNA, 1092 nt
Organism: Suillus clintonianus
Lineage: Eukaryota; Fungi; Basidiomycota; Agaricomycetes; Boletales; Suillaceae
Exons: 14
Coding region: 158-991 (277 amino acids)
Source: RefSeq, a predicted model, not a curated record